Jatropha curcas is the source of this 603-nucleotide messenger RNA. Its product is annotated as cypmaclein. Lineage: Eukaryota; Viridiplantae; Streptophyta; Magnoliopsida; Malpighiales; Euphorbiaceae. The record is from RefSeq and is a predicted model, not a curated record.
UUUUGAAAGAGAAACAAAACAAAUAGGGAAGUUUGUUAGAUAAAACACAGUUACUUAUGAUACAUAGGCAUGUAGAAGACAACUUCAUACUUGAUGAGCACCCUUUAUAAGGCAUACCCUUUGAGGCUCUUACAUUACCAAAUCCUCUCCUUCUCUAAUUUUUGAGCUAAGAAAUCCUGAAAUGGCCAACAUCAAAACAACAUUUGUCUUGGCAAUACUCUGUGUCAUCUUAAUUCACGAGCUCAAGAUCAAUGCAGAAGAUGAAAAAAUAGAUUGCGGAUCCAAGUGUAAUUAUAGGUGCAGCAAGGCAUCAAGGCACAAGAUGUGCAUCAGGGCAUGCAAUACAUGCUGCGAGAGGUGCAAUUGUGUCCCGCCCGGAACUGCCGGCAACGAAGAUGUCUGCCCUUGUUAUGCCAACAUGACCACCCAUGGAGGCAGGCAUAAAUGCCCUUAAUUUUACCUAUACUAAAUAAUUUAAUAAGACCCAUAAAACUACUAGAAGCAUUAUAGUUGUAUGUAUGGUUUGAGUUUUAUUUACAUGAUAGUGAAGUACCAAUUGAAAAUCUUAUAAUUAAAGAGAUCAUUUAUGUUUCUAUUCAACAA